UAACCUAACCCUAGUAACAUUACACGAACCCGCCGCCCUUACCGGAGAGUAUUUCGCCUGCUUCCUUUCCCUUUCAAUUUUCAUCCCCUCUGCCCCUGCAUCUAUCUCUUCUCUAGCCGAUCAAAAACCCACAUCUCCAUCCUUCAUUUCUGCGCAAGCCGUUGCGAAUCUUGCGAUCCUCCUCCUCUAUACUUGCGGCAGAAGGAGAGGGCUCUUCCAUUAGAGAAAAGACGGCAAGCUAGGGCUUUUUUGUAUCUUUCUUCAGAUACAGAGACACCCGAUCGUGAAAGCCGAAACAUAUUCCUUUUCUCUUGGCAUUCAAGUGAAGUGACAAACAGAGCUCUUAUGAUCCCAAUAACGGCAUCGUUUUGAGAUUGAUCAUCUGCAGGUCUGAGUCUUGAACACAAUUGGAUUUGUUUAUAUGUUAUGCAGCUAGAGAAAAGAACGGUUUUGAUUACAAAAUGCCUUCUCAAAAAAUUGAAACUGGUCAUGAGGACACUGUCCAUGAUGUGGUAAUGGAUUACUAUGGAAAGCGGAUUGCAACUGCCUCAUCGGAUCAUUCAAUCAAAAUAAUUGGGGUUAACAACAAUACUUCUCAACAUCUUGCAAAUCUGACUGGGCACCAAGGCCCAGUUUGGCAAGUAGCAUGGGCUCACCCGAAAUUUGGUUCUUUACUUGCUUCUUGCUCUUAUGAUGGCCGAGUCAUAAUAUGGAAGGAGGGUAAUCAGAAUGACUGGACCCAGGCUCAUGUUUUUGAGGAUCACAAAUCAUCUGUCAAUUCCAUUGCUUGGGCACCUCAUGAACUGGGGCUUUCUUUGGCAUGUGGUUCAUCUGAUGGGAAUAUAUCUGUUUUUACUGCUCGUGCUGAUGGCAACUGGGACACAUCAAGGAUUGAUCAAGCUCACCCGGUUGGUGUAACCUCUGUUUCAUGGGCUCCAUCCACUGCACCUGGUGCCCUUGUUGGUUCUGGUUUGCUUGACCCUGUGCAGAAGCUUUGUUCAGGUGGCUGUGAUAAUACUGUCAAAGUGUGGAAACUUUACAACGGGAACUGGAAGCUGGACUGUUUUCCAGCUCUCAACAUGCAUACUGAUUGGGUGAGGGAUGUUGCUUGGGCACCCAACUUGGGCCUUCCCAAGUCUACCAUUGCUAGUGCCUCACAGGAUGGGAAGGUUAUUAUAUGGACUGUGGCAAAGGAAGGUGAUCAAUGGGAAGGUAAGGUUUUACAUGACUUCAAGGCUCCUGUCUGGAGGGUCUCCUGGUCCUUAACUGGAAACAUACUGGCUGUUGCUGAUGGGAACAACAAUGUCACGUUGUGGAAAGAAGCUGUAGAUGGGGAAUGGCAACAGGUGACAACUGUUGAUGCCUAGAACUUGUGAUCUUAAAGCUUUUACUUGUAAAACUAGAUCCUGCUUUGAUUCCAUGAUAAUCCAAUGCUUUGGAGCUCUUAUCCCUUUAACCUCUCCCCACCCCUGAACAUUUAUUCUAUAUUUUUUAUUAUUGUGUUCUAUAAUUCUGGAUGCCGAUUUUUGAACUUAAGUCUUGAUUAUUGUGUGCAAUUUGUAACAUUUUUUCUUACUUGGAUGCAUGGAAUAUUACUGUUUGGUUAUUAUU
Messenger RNA from Populus euphratica (Euphrates poplar), 1611 nucleotides. RefSeq names its product protein transport protein SEC13 homolog B. NCBI's taxonomy places the organism in Eukaryota, Viridiplantae, Streptophyta, Magnoliopsida, Malpighiales, Salicaceae. The transcript is spliced from 4 exons. Gene Ontology annotation, molecular function: structural molecule activity; protein binding. The record is from RefSeq and is a predicted model, not a curated record. Gene Ontology annotation, biological process: COPII-coated vesicle budding; protein import into nucleus. The coding region runs from base 462 to 1367 and encodes 301 amino acids. Gene Ontology annotation, cellular component: COPII vesicle coat; nuclear pore outer ring.